AUGUCGGCGGCUCAUGAUCCAGGCAAGGGUGUGACUGAGGCAGAUGCCCACGACGAUGAGCACGCGGCCCCGCUGCAGACCUUCUCCAAUAGGUUUGCUGCAGACAUGAGCCAGCCGCAGGCGAAGCGUGGCCGCCCGCGCAAGUACGUCGACCCAAGCGUUGCCAUGCCGAUGCCGCUGGCUAUCGUGCCGGCACGACAUCCAACUGAUGACGUCCUGCGGCCACCAGUGAUGCCGCUGCCGGUGCCGCCACCUCCACCACCACCCGUCAAGAAGAGGAAGGUCCAGGUGCGGAGGUCCACGGCUACCAAGAAGACGACGGCAGUGUUAUCAGGUGUCGUUGGAAUGAAUCAUGAGGUUAUCACAGCCGAAGUUGGAGAGGGUUAUUUUGAGAUGCUCUCCUUGUCCGGCUCGUAUGAACCAUCAGAGACUGAUGGAAUGAGCUGCGGCACAGGUGGACUCACUGUUUCACUUGCUAGUGUGGAUGGCCGUAUUUUUGGUGGCCGAGUGGCAGGACCUUUGACCGCAGCUUCGCCUGUUCAGGUGGUCGUUGGAAGGUUUCAAGUGGAUGAGAACAAGAAGCUCCACCAGGCUGCCACCGGUGGCGUUCCAGGUGCUAGCAGCUCUACACCGAGAGGUGCUCUGAAUGGGUCCUCUGGAAGUGCACAAAAUUAG
This is a messenger RNA of Lolium perenne, 675 nucleotides long. The record is from RefSeq and is a predicted model, not a curated record. NCBI's taxonomy places the organism in Eukaryota, Viridiplantae, Streptophyta, Magnoliopsida, Poales, Poaceae.